This is a messenger RNA of Centropristis striata (black sea bass), 2144 nucleotides long. RefSeq names its product transcription factor CP2 (gene tfcp2). The transcript has 16 exons. Gene Ontology annotation, molecular function: RNA polymerase II cis-regulatory region sequence-specific DNA binding; DNA-binding transcription activator activity, RNA polymerase II-specific. Gene Ontology annotation, biological process: regulation of transcription by RNA polymerase II. NCBI's taxonomy places the organism in Eukaryota, Metazoa, Chordata, Actinopteri, Perciformes, Serranidae. The record is from RefSeq and is a predicted model, not a curated record. Gene Ontology annotation, cellular component: nucleus. The coding region runs from base 395 to 1876 and encodes 493 amino acids.
AACGGAAGUUACGGUAGCUCCUUUUCCUGACGAAGCUAGAUAAACAAACAAAAGCAAGACAUUAUAUUAAUUAUUUUAGGAGUCUGAGCUCAUUUCGUUGUGUUUCUAUUUAUAGAUAUGUCUACCAGGAAAAAUCUGUUCCCGUGAAUUUCCAGCAAGCGAGGCAAAGAAGUAUUAUUCUUGCAUAGUUCGCUGGCAGGCUGUGUAGCUUGUAGUGGUUAGCUCGUCAUGUUUAUUUUAGUGCUGGGGCGAAGGAGCGAGACAUGAUGGCAUGAAACUGUCGCAGUGUUAGCAAGAAGCUACACUCUCACUUAAAGAUUGGAAAGGUUGUGGGAAAAACUUGGCGCAAGCUUUAACCCGAACUGCACUCCGUAAGGUCCCGCAUACCGUCACCAUGUCGUGGACUCUGAAGUUGCCUCUCACGGAUGAAGUGAUCGAGUCCGGUCUGGUCCAGGACUUUGAUGCCAGUCUCUCGGGCAUUGGGCAGGAGCUUGGUGCAGGGGCGUACAGCAUGAGCGAUGUGCUCGCCCUCCCCAUCUUCAAACAGGAGGAAUCCAACCUGCCUCCAGACAGCGACAACAAGAUCCUUCCCUUUCAGUAUGUUCUGUGUGCAGCUACCUCGCCAGCCGUUAAACUGCAUGAUGAAACACUCACCUACCUCAACCAAGGGCAGUCCUAUGAAAUUAGAAUGCUUGACAAUCGGAAAAUUGGGGAACUUCCGGAAAUCACUGAUAAAAUGGUGAAGAGCAUCAUCCGCGUGGUGUUUCAUGACCGACGACUUCAGUACACAGAGCACCAGCAGCUGGAGGGCUGGCGCUGGAACAGGCCCGGGGAUCGCAUCCUGGACCUGGAUAUCCCCAUGUCUGUCGGCAUAAUCGACCCCAGGGCUAACCCUACUCAGCUAAACACUGUGGAGUUCCUUUGGGACCCAUCAAAAAGAACCUCAGUUUUUAUCCAGGUACACUGCAUUAGCACAGAAUUCACCAUGCGAAAGCAUGGAGGAGAAAAGGGUGUGCCUUUCCGGAUCCAGAUCGACACGUUUAAAGAGAAUGAGAAUGAAGAGUACACAGAACACCUCCACUCUGCCUCGUGCCAGGUCAAAGUCUUCAAGCCUAAAGGUGCAGACAGAAAACAGAAGACUGACAGGGAGAAGAUGGAGAAGAGGGCCCCACAGGAAAAGGAAAAGUACCAGUCCUCCUAUAAAACCACAAUCCUGACAGAGUGCUGUCCCUGGCCCGAGGUCACAUAUGUCAGCAACUCUCCAUCUCCUGGCUUCAACAGCACACUCAACAGCUUCCCUGUUGCAGAAGGAAAUGGAUCCCCAAACCACCAGCCUGAGCCUGUUGUUCAGGUAGCAGAUAAUUUGUUACCCACAACAAACCCACAGGAUGCACAACAGUGGCUUUUAAGAAACCGCUUCUCUCCCUUCUGUCGGCUCUUCACCAACUUCUCAGGGGCGGACCUGUUGAAGCUGACCAGGGAAGAUGUCAUUCAGAUCUGCGGGCCCGCUGAUGGUAUAAGACUCUUCAAUGCACUGAAAGGACGGGUGGUGCGCCCGAGGCUGACCAUUUACGUUUGCCAAGAGGGACGGGAGCAGCAACCGAAACAUGAAAAUGGAGAUGCUGCCACCAACACUUUCUUUGUAUAUCACGCCAUUUACCUGGAGGAGCUCACAGCUGGCGAGCUGACGGAGAAGAUUGCUCAGCUCUUUAACAUCUCCCCCAGGCAGAUUAAUCAGAUCUUCAAACAGGGUCCCACUGGCAUCCACGUGCUGGUCAGUGACGAGAUGAUUCAGAACUUCCAGGACGAAGUAUGUUUUGUUUUGGACACAAUGAAAGAUGACACGAAUGACGGCUACCACAUCAUCUUGAAGUGAAUAUGAGGCUGGAGAAUAGCGUUGCUCUCUUCUUUAGACCCGAUCCAGUCAGCCCCCCUAGAUCUUCAUAUUCCUCGUCGUUCCUGGAAUAUGUGGGGAUGCCGCAGGAGAAAAGGCUGCUAGGAGGACCUGUGACUGAAGCACCUGACCCUCUCCUCACUAUACCUUAUUGUCUUACUUUUGAGGUAGUGACAGUUACAACAGUGAAGUGAACAAUCUCCUUCUCACCCUGCCAUUGUCUCCCUUAAGUGGUUGCAUUUUCCUCUUG